AUGAAAUCUAAGGAACCAAAACAAUCCACUGAACUUGCGCAGAUCAACUCAACAGGGUCAACACUACUCCCACGUCCAGUCGCAUCUCUGAUAUCCUUGAUUACCCAGUCAACUUCACUAUCUUUACGAUUGGGAACAUUCUUCGGCGGAGCUGCCCUAGAUGGCGCGCGUGCCACUACUCUCACUAGCCUGGAACUAAGCAGGGCCUUGGUAGAGGGGAUCUUGACAAGGGCAGGACGCGAUGUCGCGAUUCGAAGUGGUGAUGAACACGGUAGAGCAGAGGCAGAGACUCUCCUUGAGCGAAGUCUGGCAACGUUACACACAACUGUGACCUCGGCAUCUUUUUUCGCUGCGGCAACAUUCCACUUCUCGUCUACUACAUUGUCUUCGAUUUCCAAUCUUUCGCAGGCACUAUUAUCUACUUUGGAUGCAAUUUUAGGGUCCACUGAGUCAUCCAGGGCCAUCGCGGCCAUCAUCACGCUCAUUCGGCGCGAGUUUAGAUCCAUUGAACCGGGUACAAAUAUCAAGAAUAUCGGUGUCGGAGAUCUACUCGUUGGGUCUCUGGGCUUUGCACUACUGCAGCGGUGGGGAAAGAAGAAUACUGAACGCCAUCUGCGCCAGAAUGGUGGAGACGAGGUCGUUUGGGAUGUCGUUAUCUUAGACAGCGGUGCAAGGGCAGAUGUAAUCGGGUCCCAUCAGCUGCAGUUCGCUGACCGCGGAAAUGAGGCAGUUGUGGAACCCUGCAGUGCGUCCUUUGUGAUGCCUGGUAAUGGUGAAGAAACAUUCGAUGCAGUCAGGCGCUCAGACUCCACCGAUACACUGGGCCAUCGUCUUUCACUUCCCUUGGAUGGUCAGCAGCAGGUAUCUGAUGAGGAUGUCCGCGAUUAUAUUAUGAGCCAGUUGCCUCAGGGCUGCCAUGCAUCCAUUAGAUCAGAAGUCCUCACGGCGCGAACGAUCACGGUCGAUAUCUAUGAUGAUGAUAUGGCAGAGAUCGCACCGCCGCCAGGGACGAAGAUGAUUGAGGAACGAUUCCACCAUGGUCAUAAUUAUGGAGAUACAGUCAUGAUUGACGGUCAGCGACGAUUUCCGCGACAAACAGUGGUGUUCAGAACAGCUUUCAACAAAUCCGAAAGCACUCAGUUACGACCGCACGACGUUCCUGGUAUUGCUCCCGUGCCUGAGCCCGGCCAUCACAAUCGAGUACUGCUGAACAGUCACUUGCCUGACAGCCCAGCAGAGUCCUAUCAUGGCCGGUCGCGUUCACAUUCUGGUGUAAAUAAUGCCGACAAGCUCGAAGGGACGACCGACUCACCCAAGGAAGCUCCAAGGCCUGGUUUCAGUAAAGGCUCAGUUAGCAGGGUUUCGCAAAAGGUCAAGCCAUCCAUCUCAGAAGCAAAUGAAACGAAGCGACCACCACCAUCAUCACAAAGGAAGUCUAUCAAACAACCCGGGCCAUCCGGGAUUUCUGCUCCCCGUCUGCCGCCCAGGCCUAUGAAGGGGACUGCCGCUGUGAAGGAAGCAACUGCACGAGAAGUUUCCACUAAACCUGAGCUCAAGAAGAGACAAACCGAACCUCCAAAUUUUCGGCCAGCAACCCCUCUCCCGAAUCGAGGUUUACGGAGAUCGCCCUACCCGAACUCUUCUCAGAAACAUUCGCCCCAAUCGCAAAAGCACACUCCGUCCCAUGAUAUACAUUCCCCAAAGGGCCCACGAGGGCAUUUUGCAAUGAGGCAUAAUAGUCAAGAGUCGCUCCUCACUCAAACAGAUGCUUUCAUAUCACGCCGCGGUGCUGACCUCCGUUCUGGAUCGCCUGCCGCGUCUCGGACUCACGUUCGCAGUAGCAGCUCUUUGUCUAUAACAAGAUCGGAGGCGGAUGGCAGGGUAUCAGCAAGCGACAACCGACCCGAUUCGUCGGCUCUACAUCGAAGAUCUCAUUCAUACACCCCCAGCCUAUAUUCCCUGGCAACUGCAGGCUCCGAGACAUCACUGCUACUCGCGCACCGGCCUCGCAAAAGUACCUACGGAGACACGGAAACCAUCCAAGCUCUCAAUCGCGAUGGCAUCGUUCCGGGAAUAUUCCCCGAGAGGCACUUCGUUCAGAACAUCAGGCGAUUCUGUCGCUUUUCAUCGGCCUCAUAUGGCUCCAAUGCACUCAAAGUCAUGGGUGUACCAAGAGAUCCCAAAAGCCUGCCGAGCACCACAUCAGAUGGCCACGCGCACAGCGCAUUCUCAGAAAACGCUGGCCUCCCAUCCUCCACAAUUUUGCUGUCAUCCUUCGUCGACCCAGCAGGUGGCUCGAACUCAGCCGGGGAGACAGAAACAGGCUUCCCACUCGUCCAUUAUCUCUCCAUAGACCACGACUCCAAAGCCAUCGUCCUCACCCUCCGAGGAACAUGGGGCUUCGAAGAUAUACUCACAGACAUGACCUGCGACUACGACGAUCUCGAAUGGCAAGGCAAAUCCUGGAAAGUCCACAAAGGUAUGCACGCCUCCGCAAAGCGCCUCCUAGAAGGCGGUGGCGGUAGAGUCAUGAUCACCCUCCGCGCUGCACUCGAAGAAUUCCAAGACUACGGCAUCGUGCUAUGCGGACACUCCCUCGGCGGCGGCGUUGCUGCCCUCCUGGCAACAAUGAUCUCAGAGCCAAAUCCAUCCCAAUCAGGGACAUCUUUCAUAACAUCAUCCUACCGUCCAAGCCUCCUACAAGACCCAUCCAAAAGCACAACAACCCCCCAAUCAAGCUACACCCUCCCCGCCAACCGCCCAAUCCAUGUCUACGCCUACGGCCCCCCAGCCGUAAUGUCCCCCUUCCUGCGCCUCGCCACCAGAGGUCUAAUCACAACCAUCGUCAACGGCUCAGACAUCGUCCCGUGUCUCUCUCUCGGGAUCCUCCAAGACAUGCACACCGCUUCAGUCUCAUUCAGAGACUCCUCCGGCGCAAAAUCACACAUCCGCCAACGUCUCGGCGACUCCCUCCGCCAGAGCAUCAUUCACAAAUUCUACGUCAACCAGCCCCCGCUGGUCGUCAAUGCGGGCGAUGGUGUGGGCGAGGAUGCGUGGGCGUGGAAAACACUUAAAUUGCUGCGUGAGGAGAUGCGCGCGCCGAAGCUCAUGCCGCCGGGUGAGGUCUUUGUUGUUGAGACUAUGCGUGUCUUGCAGCGCGAUGCUUUUACCAUGUCUGAUCUUGUUGAUGGGGGGAGGCUGGGGAGGCCUGCUACGAGGGUGCAGUUGAUAUUUGUUAGGGAUGUUGCGGCUUGGUUUGGGGAAUUGAGGUUUGCUGGAGGUAUGUUGAGUGAUCAUAACCCCGCGAGGUAUGAGACUAGUCUUGCGGCUUUGGUGAGGGGGGUUUUGGAUGAGUAG
Molecule: messenger RNA, 3357 nt
Organism: Penicillium soppii
Lineage: Eukaryota; Fungi; Ascomycota; Eurotiomycetes; Eurotiales; Aspergillaceae
Product: lipase family protein
Exons: 2
Coding region: 1-3357 (1118 amino acids)
Biological process (GO): lipid metabolic process
Source: RefSeq, a predicted model, not a curated record